Molecule: messenger RNA, 1245 nt
Organism: Elephantulus edwardii (Cape elephant shrew)
Lineage: Eukaryota; Metazoa; Chordata; Mammalia; Macroscelidea; Macroscelididae
Gene: BEND7
Product: BEN domain containing 7
Exons: 8
Coding region: 1-1245 (414 amino acids)
Molecular function (GO): DNA binding
Source: RefSeq, a predicted model, not a curated record
AUGGAGUUCUCCGAAAGGAAAAGAAGCAGGAAAUCCCAGAGCUUCAAACUGGUGAACCGAGAUUAUCACCAUGAAGCGUACACGGUCUCAGAAUUCAGCAGUGAUGUAAAUGGCGAGGCCAAAGACACACAGCCUGUUUUUUUAGGAGAUGAAAGCAUGGAAAUUAAAAAGCAAAUUACAGGAAUGAGAAGAUUACUGAACGACAGUACUGGAAGGAUAUAUCAGCGUGUUGGCAAGGAAGGAGAAAAACUAAAAGAAGAGCCCCAAGAUUUGGAUUUAAUCUGGCCUCAGCGUUUGAACUCUUCCACUGAAACCCCGCAGAAUGUCCGCCCUUCUUCAGGUGGUACAUGGAAUGAGUUACCAUCCCAAAGCAGGCAGUUUUCAGGACAGUAUGGCACCCGUUCUAGAACUUUCCAGAGUCAACCCCACGCCACCGGAAUCUCCAACGGAGAACUUCCAGUGGUGAAUUCAUCAGGUGGAUCAAACUGCUGUACUUGUAACUGCCAGUCAACAUUGCAGGCCAUUCUCCAAGAACUGAAGACCAUGAGGAAAUUAAUGCAAAUUCAAGCAGUUGGAACUCAAAACAGACAACAGGCCCCAAUUUCCCUUAUAUGCUCCCAGCGAACUGCUGUCUCACGCAAGAGAAAUAAAAAGAAAAAAGUUCCCCCAAAGACUGUUGAACCUCUUACUGUGAAACAGAAUCCCAGUGUGUUAGAAAAUGAAAAGAAGACAACAGUGGCCUCUGAGCAGUCUGAUCUCCAAGCAGCCGAGCACAUCUCCACUGAGGAGAACCACGUUUUAGGAUUUGGCAUUGUUCUUGACUCGCCUGCCUCAGAUCCAGAAGUGCAACUUGCCGAAGGCUUUGAUGUGUUUAUGCCUAAAUCUCAACUGGACUCUAUAUUGUCAAACUACACUCGCUCAGGAAGCCUUCUGUUUAGAAAACUGGUGUGUGCAUUUUUUGAUGACAAGACUUUGGCUAACUCCUUACCCAAUGGAAAGAGGAAAAGAGGACUCAAUGACAACCGGAAAGGACUAGACCAAAAUAUUGUGGGUGCAAUAAAAGUCUUCACAGAAAAAUACUGUACUGCUAACCACGUGGAUAAACUUCCUGGUCCAAGAGACUGGGUUCAGAUUCUUCAGGAUCAAAUUAAAUUGGCAAGAAGAAGGUUAAAAAGAGGCUCAGGUAAUAUGUUUGACACCAGGACAGAAAACAUGGAAGACACAGAAGCAGAUUUCACUGUCUAG